AUGAGGCUAAAUAAAGAGGACAUGCACUUAUUUGGACAUUACCCAGCUCAUGAUGAUUUCUACCUAGUGGUAUGUAAUGUCUGCAAUCAGGUAGUGAAGCCCCAAGUAUUCCAGUCACAUUGUGGAAAUUGUUUUUGUAUCUCACUAACAUGA
Messenger RNA from Staurois parvus, 153 nucleotides. Lineage: Eukaryota; Metazoa; Chordata; Amphibia; Anura; Ranidae. The record is from the annotation of a GenBank genome assembly.